Messenger RNA from Oryza brachyantha (malo sina), 2741 nucleotides. RefSeq lists its product as uncharacterized. The record is from RefSeq and is a predicted model, not a curated record. The transcript is spliced from 4 exons. The coding region runs from base 1 to 2322 and encodes 773 amino acids. Lineage: Eukaryota; Viridiplantae; Streptophyta; Magnoliopsida; Poales; Poaceae.
AUGGCGCAGCCCUCCUUCUCCAUCAGGGAGUACGCGGCGAGCAUGAGGGGCACGGCGGCGUCCCCGCACCCGCACCCGCUCGUCGGCGCCGGCGACGUCUUCCCGCCGAUGCCAGCCCGGAGGUUCCGGUGGUGGGUCGACGAGCUACACGCCGCGGUGAGGAGUUCGGCCCCGGCGCCGCCGGCCACGAAGAAGCGGUCCGUCUCCGACCUCUUCGCCUCCGCCUCCGCCGGCGGUGGCGGCGGCAACGAUGACGUUGAAACCGAGGAAGCGUCGGCCAUGGACAACCAGCCGAAGAAACCAAGGUCUCACGAAGACGAUGGCCUUCGGAAGAUCAAGAAGGGGAUCUCGUUGAGCUCCUCUACCCCGGAGGCUCCAAAGGUUUCAGUAAACAAGUUACAUCCUCCUUGUUCUGCCCAGACAUGUCAAGCACAUCAAAGAGAAAAACAUAUCAACAUUGAGAAUACGAGGAUGUGUGAUUUUGAAAUAUGGAAACCAGAAGAUUUCAAGAAGAAAACCCUACGGGGCAUUGGUCGCACAGAGACGGUUAAUGCACACAAGUUGGCAAACUCUACUAUGGUACACUCCAAGCAGAGCAUUCUGAAAAAGCAUAAAAGCCGAUCCUCUGUCACUCUCAGAAUCAACAAGGAGAAAUGCAGCAGUUUGAAAGGGACAGAAGCCAUAGAGCUAAGCUGCAAGUUGGGGAAGCAUGUUACAUUCUCAGACAUGCAUAUUAGAAAGAAGACAAGUUCCAUGUUACCCCAACUGCAAAACCACUGCAAUGUGUACUCAGAUCACUCUAGUGAGGCUGAGAGAUUAGGAGCUGCAAAUACUAGUUCUCAUAAGAACAAGGAAUCCUCCUUUAAGACUAAUCAAUCAGAUUGGGAUAUAUAUGACAGAAGGACUUCUGAAUCUAGAAGUGCAAAGGACUCACUUAACUUGAUUGAUCUGAAUCGCGCACUCCUGUGUAUUCCAGAUUUCAAUUGCACAUUCAUUUCUGAUUCAGAGGUGACAGAUCUUGACCAUCCAGAGGGUGCAACUUCUGAUCUCCAAACACCAAGUGAUGUAAGAGAAGCUGCUCCUAAACACAAUCAAGACCUCCAUUCCAAAUCACAGGGAUUGCAGCGUGAACUUAAUAGCUGUGAUCGGUGGAGAAUCAUUAACACAAGAUCAAUAGCCUCACUGUUGCCUGAUGAGAUAAGUAACAUUUCUGACAGAGGAAUGAUUGGUCUUCCAUUGAACUCAAGAGGAGAUGGCACUAUGAAUGGAAAGGCUCCUCACAUAUUGCCUCACCACACAAUUCAGUGCACAGGUCAGUUUUCGCAGAAUCGGUACACCAAUAUGAAUUUGGGAAACAUUCACCAUACUGGGAGGGAAUUUUCUUCUUGUCCAUGGCAAAACCAGUUACAUGCUAAGAAACCCAGAUUACAUUCUGGCAUUAGUGUGCAACAUGAGCAUGCCGUUAUCUCACAACAUACCAUGCGUUUGAUGGGAAAAGAUCUUACAGUCUCCACAGCCGGAGGCAAAUGCAUCGGUGAUACGGCAAAGGAGCAUGCAAGCUCCUCCAUCAGAUGCCAUCAUACUACAAAUAUUUUCUUAGAGUUGCCACGACACGGUCACCCUUUUCUGUCGCUGCAAUCCCGAAGUUUUUCCAAUAUUCAGGUAGAUGCUCCAAGCACAACCCAUGAUUAUGUUGGAUGCAGAGUGCAUCAUUUAAAACAUCAUCGUUUUCCUGGAGUUGAUGUUUUCUCCGGGAAUGGAAUCGAAUGCGAAGAUAAGUUGAGGAACUUCUCAUAUUUCCAUUGUGGACAAAAUUCACCUGCAGGAUUUUCACCUCUACGAGGAAAUCGCAACACAAGAUCUGAUCAAAAUUCACAGUCUGCUACAGCAUUCUUGCCUACCUUCAUGCCACAUGUGAAGCAUCCAUCAUUUUACCAUGCCAACUCAGCUUGGACACACAAUCCGUGUCCUGGAAACAUACCAUUUCAUCCUUCUUCUGAUGGUACAAUUGUUGGAAAGGAACAAAAUCAGAUAACCGGAGGAGUUGCAGAGAUCCCGAGAGCUGUAGACAUUGUGUCAAGAGAUACUUUUUUGAAGACAGCAAAAGCACAUUUUGAUAGUCCUAACAUUUCUUCUGGUGUCAGGUGUGUUCCAAGGUCUGGUCCGGUGAAGCUCCACCCAGGGGCUAAGCAUGUUUUGGAGCCAAGACAGAACACAGAUGAUGGCAAUUAUCCACCUAAGUAUUCAUGCAUACCAUUUGUUGUGAUAAGCAGGGGUGGAAAUAUUUUGUCUGGUCAGACUAAAGAUGGCAGGAAGGUUUAAGUUGUAACCCAUCAGAUGAAUCACUCGGGUUACCUUUUGUCCCAAUCAAUUGUCAAGGCUCAACUUUUGUCAAGUUUGCAGAACAGGGUACAAACAAAUAGUUCUGGUUUUGUUUGACACAGCUUGCUGUACCAGAGCGCUGUCAAGAAAUGACUAAAUUGAUCUGGGAGAAUCUUAAUUUUGUGUUGACGCAGCAAGCAUUACAUUACAUUAGAUCCCUCAUGUUUCUUAAGAGAAUCCUGUUGGCAAGUUACUAUUUCCAUCUUGCCUGAUGCCCUGACGCCAUUACACCUGCGGUAUAUCCUUCUCUGAACACUAUGUUAUGCGGUAAAAGAAAACUGGAGGAAAUUUGUGUUGAAAUAUUCAGGUUCAGAGAUUUAGGCCUUGUUUAGUUCCUAAAAUUUUUCUCCAAAAACAUC